This is a messenger RNA of Nycticebus coucang (slow loris), 7236 nucleotides long. RefSeq names its product APOBEC1 complementation factor (gene A1CF). The coding region runs from base 138 to 1937 and encodes 599 amino acids. Gene Ontology annotation, molecular function: mRNA binding. Lineage: Eukaryota; Metazoa; Chordata; Mammalia; Primates; Lorisidae. The transcript is spliced from 12 exons. The record is from RefSeq and is a predicted model, not a curated record. Gene Ontology annotation, cellular component: nucleus.
GAUAUGAUGGUUAGAGCAUAACCAGAGUGACACGUUGAAUUCGCCAUAAUCAAGGAAACCUUUUCCGGGUGGGGAUCUCUGAAAUUAUUCAGUGAGCAACCCUAAUUAACCUGAUUUUUUGCUGAUAAUCACUCUCAAUGGAAUCAAAUCACAAAUCCGGGGAUGGAUUGAGCGGCACCCAGAAGGAAGCAGCCCUCCGCGCCCUGGUCCAGCGCACAGGAUAUAGCUUGGUCCAGGAAAAUGGACAAAGAAAAUACGGUGGCCCUCCGCCUGGCUGGGACGCUGCACCCCCAGAAAGGGGCUGUGAGAUUUUUAUUGGAAAACUUCCCCGAGACCUUUUUGAGGAUGAACUUAUACCACUCUGUGAAAAAAUCGGUAAAAUUUAUGAAAUGAGAAUGAUGAUGGAUUUUAAUGGCAACAACAGAGGAUAUGCAUUUGUAACAUUCUCAAAUAAACUGGAAGCCAAGAAUGCGAUCAAGCAACUUAAUAAUUAUGAAAUUAGAAAUGGACGCCUCCUGGGGGUUUGUGCCAGUGUGGAUAAUUGCCGGUUGUUUGUUGGGGGGAUCCCAAAAACCAAAAAGAGAGAAGAAAUCUUAUCGGAGAUAAGAAAGGUCACCGAAGGGGUUGUUGAUGUCAUCGUCUACCCAAGUGCUGCAGAUAAAAGCAAAAACAGGGGCUUUGCCUUUGUGGAGUAUGAGAGCCAUCGGGCAGCCGCCAUGGCCCGCAGGAAGCUGCUGCCAGGAAGAAUUCAGUUAUGGGGACAUCCGAUUGCAGUGGACUGGGCGGAGCCAGAAGUAGAAGUUGACGAAGACACAAUGUCGUCAGUGAAAAUCCUGUAUGUCAGAAACCUUAUGCUGGCUACCUCUGAAGAGAUGAUUGAAAAGGAAUUCAACAAUGUUAAACCAGGUGCUGUGGAGAGGGUGAAGAAAAUUCGAGACUACGCUUUUGUGCACUUCAGUAACCGAGACGAUGCAAUUGAGGCCAUGAAAGCUUUAAAUGGGAAGGUGCUGGAUGGUUCUCCUAUCGAAGUGACCCUAGCCAAACCAGUGGACAAGGACAGUUACGUUAGGUACACCCGCGGCACAGGUGGAAGGGGUACCACGUUGCAAGGAGAGUACACCUACUCUUUGGGCCACGUUUACGACCCCACCACAACCUACCUUGGAGCUCCUGUCUUCUAUGCCCCCCAGGCCUAUGCAACAAUCCCCAGUCUUCAUUUUCCAGCCACCAAAGGACACCUCAGCAACAGAGCCAUUAUCCGAGCCCCUUCUGUUAGAGAAAUUUACAUGAAUGUACCUGUAGGGGCUGCGGGAGUGAGAGGACUGGGCGGCCGUGGCUAUUUGGCAUACACAGGCCUGGGACGUGGAUACCUGGUCAAAGGAGAGAAGAGAGAAGAUAAGCUCUAUGACAUCUUACCUGGAAUGGAGCUCACCCCGAUGAAUCCCGUCACUCUAAAACCCCAAGGAAUUAAACUUGCUCCUCAGAUAUUAGAAGAAAUUUGUCAGAAAAACAACUGGGGACAGCCCGUAUACCAGCUACACUCUGCCAUUGGGCAAGAUCAAAGACAGCUAUUCUUAUACAAGAUCACCAUUCCUGCGCUGGCCGGCCAGAAUCCUGCCAUCCACCCCUUCACACCUCCGAAGCUAAGCGCCUACGUGGAUGAAGCAAAGACCUACGCCGCUGAGUACACCCUGCAGACGCUGGGUGUCCCCACAGAUGGAGGGGAUGCUGGUACUGCAGCUGCUGCUGCUACAGCUUUUCCAGUUUUCUGUGCCUCAUCUCCAGGUUACGCCAUCCCUAACGCUGCUGCACCUGUGUCUGCAGCCCAGCUCAAACAAGCAGUGACCCUUGGACAGGACCUAACACCAUACCCGGCUUAUGAGGUCUACCCUACUUUUGCAGUGACUGCCCGAGGGGAUGCAUAUGGAACCUUCUGAAGAUACCUUUUUGAAAAAUUAAAAAAUAAGACACACAAAACUUUUCAAGAAGAAAUAAACCUCUAACACAGUCCCCUAAGGAUGAUCACUGGUAAUAUCCUUCCUAAAGCUAUCCAUGCCUUUUCUGAGACCACACCUUACGCUAAUUGUAGAAUCAUGAAGUGAGAAUGUUAUUCCAAAAUGAAAUCAAAUGUUAAGGAGCCUUUUGUUUGACAGGAAUCUGGAGAGCUGUUGCCCCCAGAAAUUGUUCUGUGUUCCUGAGUGUCUUGGGAGUGUGUUUACAAACCUGGACAGAGUGGAGAGAAAUCUUUUAGCCAGCAAGGGUUGGGGCUGAACAGACCUAGGUAGUCAGUAACCACCAAGGAAAGCCUGGUAUACUGCAGAGUCUUAACCCCUGGCUCACAGUUACUUUUGUGGUACACAAAAAUCCCAGAGGCAAAAGGAAGGGAGGAGGUUGCUCUUUGAAAUGCAUUCACCAUUUUCCACUGUGUGGGGCAGGAUCCCAGCCCUGUGCUCAUGAAAGACCAGCCAAGAUUCGUGAGGUCAGCCACACUGCAGUCUGAAAAUGCCAUAGUAUUUGUCAUAGGUGAGGAUCUUUCUGUCACUUGCAGCCCCUGGAGACUUCGUAUAAAUGGAUAGGAUAUGUAGCAGAUAGAGUUAAAACAAAUGCAGGCCACAUUAUUUGCUCAACUCAUUAGCCCACCUAUUUUUCCCUAGAACUUCUACCUUUCCCAAUAAUCCUUCCAAUAUGAAGUGAUUUGUCAUUUGAAACAUUUUGACUUGCCCACAUUUGAUUUAUUUUCAUUUCAGAACUCAUUUUGUUUUUCUCCAAUAUCAGAAAAAUGUAAAUCAAAUCUACCAAAUAAUGUUUAUUAUACUUUUUCCUAUUCAGCAAAUUGGCUGAAAAGUCAUUUCAAAAAGAGAAGUGAAGCUUUUUUUUUUUUUAAUCUUUUUUGCAGCAACUCAGAUGACCAUCCAGCAUUUGGAGACAGUGAUAUUAACUUGGGGUUAGCUUUGGAUUAUCUAAUCCAUUUAUAUUAAAUCAGCCAGGAAAUUCUCUACCUUCCCUUCCUUUUCCUUUCAGUAAGUAUCAGGGUCCUUUUGUCUUAAAGCUGCCUCAGGAAAACCUUACAUCCAUCACUGCUGAUUAGAAACUGUUUCUUCAGACAAUCAACAAGGGUGUUAUUAGCCAAAACCCCCUAGAGUCUUGGGCCUCUUCUUCAAGAGCACCUGAUGGGAGAGGAGGGGUACCACUGGGCCCUAGAACGGAGGUAGGGGCAGGCACUCCUUCCCUGCCAUACUUGGAAGUGACUGCUUUGUUCAGAACAGAAAUAGUCAAAGUCCAACACCAAAUACCUAUCACUGCUACUCAAGUCUCAUUAGUGGUUUAAGACAGACCGUACUGUAAUUUCCAUUUUAAAAAAUCCCUUGGCACUUAUAAAAUUCUACAGAACUCAAGGGAAAAAAUAUAAACACUAAGGCACUAAAAAUUUUGUCAACUCUUUAAUGGGAUUCUUUCAACCAAAAUCAGGCCAGAUUCCAAUCAAAAUCAGGUAAAUUUCAAUCACAAUUAAAAUUACUCAUAACCUUUCCAUUCCUUUACCUACAAUCAGCUAUCAAAGGAUUCAAAGCUACAGUUGAAUCUCUGAAAGUCCCUGAUUUCUGUUUUACAUUUAGCUUCUCAUACUCUGUAGGGCAGCAGUUCUUAAACUUGGCCGCACAUGAGAAACACCUGGAAAGCUUUUCAAAACGCUAAUGCCAAGAUCACAGCUCACAUCACUCACACGGGAACGUGCUGGAGCAGGGGCUCGGCUUCAGAAUACUUUAAAGAUCCCUAGUGAUUUCAUUGUGCACCUAAGUUUGGGAAACUGCUAUUUUCUUGUAUUUCUAAUCUAUCCCUUAAUAUUUUUAUUUUACUUUUGUUAAAUAGAAAACAGCAAGAAAAGAAUUGUCUCAGUUAAAACAAAUAGCCAAAUCUUAUUUUAUAUGUGUUCAUCUCACAAUCAAUAUAAAUUUCAAUAAAAUUCAUAUAGGCUUCAAAUUAUAGCAGAAAAUAAAAAUUCUCCUAAAUCAAUUCUUAUCUCCAAAUUUAUACUCACCCAUGGAUCUGCUUCUAUUCUUAAAAAUGUAAGAAUAAAAGUGUUCUUACACUUUAAAUGUACGUAAUUACACUAACCUAACAAAUGUCCAUGGGACAUUUGGCAAAUUCUAUUCAGCCUAAAAACAUGUCCCAAAUUCCAAGAGCAAAAAUUUUGAAAAUCCUUAAGAAAAAUAAAUAGCAAAUGCAUUCCAUGUGUAUAGUCAACGCAAAAUAGGUUUGAUGUAGAGGAAUUUUAAAUUUGAUUAAAAUGAAAAAAUUAUAUAGUAUUCUCCUUGUGAGAAAAGUAAUUAUUCCAGAUAAGUCCUAACCACUUGUUUAAAAGAUAAAGAAACCCAAAUAUACAAUAAAUCACAUGUCAAGAAAAUUGCCACUGGAACACCAUCUCAUUACUUUCAAGUAAAAACACAACUAUUCAUGCAUUUAGCUCCUUAGAAAUGAUUUAUACAAAGAAACAGAUGUGAGGGUUUUGCUGAAAUUUGACUUUAUUUAGUGAUAGUAUCUAGAGAAUACUUUGAAUUUCAUUAGAAUAUAUUCAUAGCAAGUGUUAAGUUGUCCACCAUGCCAUAUGUAUGUUCUUACUUACCCCAAGUUAAGGAAUAUAAAGCAGGUCGGUCCUGCCACCAGGAGUUUCAAAGUAUUACAAUAAUUAAACAGGUUUUUUAAGAUCAAGUGGAGAACUGAAGGCUAAUUUUGUAUAAUGUUUGUAUUUUUAGACUUAAAAAAUUAGUGCCUAUUUAACAUCUUCAUACCUUCUGCAUCACUCUCCAUUUUUCUGCCAUUUCUUACUUAACUGCUUUCUAAUUCUCCGUAGAAAAAAGUAAAAUUAGUGACCCAACCAAGUGAUAAUAACAAAACACCUAAAACAUAAUUUGGAAACAUCUAGUAAAUUAGAAAUAGGUGUCUAAAUUUUGGUAAUUAAUAGCUGACUGGUGAUUAAAAUCAUCCCAAUGUAACUUGGGAGGAAAUGGAAUAGCAAUGAAAUUAGGUAUCUAUUUUCUUACCUGUAAACAUGCUGCCCCUUCUCAAACUGCUUUCUUCCUUUCCCACUGCAUUAAUAGAACUAGAAGAGUGCCUUCAACCAAAUCUAGUUCUCCAGGAUGACCUGGAUACCCUCCAACCCAGCAUCCCGCCGAACCACACUGUGUUUGGGUAAUAGCACCCAAAAUGCUGCUAGAAAGCUACCUCAUGUUAAGAAAAUAUUGACUUCAAAAAGUAUUUAGCAAAAGAAAACCUAUUUCCUAAGCAUAAUUUUAAAAGGUAGAAUGGAUAUUAAAAACUAUGUAUUAAUAGUAGCUAUGUAGAAAAUUAGUUUUUGUUUUAAGAUUUUUUAAGAAAAGCAUAUUCUCCCAGUCACUUAAUAAGCAAAAUAUUGCAUCCAUUUUCAAUUUACAUUAAUUUUCAUUAUAUUUUAGAUAACUAUUUUACAUUUCCGUCUUGGACCACUGAGCCUUGGUAAGAAUUUACAUAGACAGGGUGACAUUUACAGAAUGAAGGACAAUAAGGAAAAUUAAUACUUUCUUUGAAUUCAGAGCUACAAUGUUUGAUAAAAUUUAUUAUUGUUGAGCAACUCCACACCCACCCACACUUUCCAUAACUUACAACUAAAAGUGAAAAAUAUGCCCAAUAUUCACAUAGAGUCAUUGUUAUUUAUCCUUUCCUUGCAUUCAUACAGAAGUUCCCAGGAGGGUGAAAAUGUAUCUAAAAAUUAACGUAGAGACUUGGCACUUUUUAUAUUUUAUACAUAUACUUUCAUGUUGUAAAUAUAUCUGUUAAAGAUAAAUCUAAGUUUCAAAUAUAACACUAUUGGAAAACUUUGUGAUAAAUAUUUUUAAAUAUAUGAAUAGCAUAUCUUAUGAAUUUUUAUACUUAUCAGAAGCCAGAAAGAAACUAGGCAACAAGCAUUCCCACCUGAUAUGUAAUCACUGUCAACUAGGUUUUGUUAAACUGAUUGUCAAAUUUAAUUUUGAAAUUUUACUUCAUUCUAGUAGCAUCUUGAAAAUGCCCUUGUUACUAGAACAUAUUCAUAGAAAGUCAAAUGUAUCAAUCAGCCUAUAUAUUUAUUUUUGCCAAUGAUAAAAGAAAUGAACAAAUUGUGCUAAGAGUGAAACAAUUAGAAACACAACAUUUUUCUGGUCCCAUAUCCUAUCUCUUUACCUAUAAAGUAAAAACAUUUAAAAAUAAUUUAUUAAAUAAAAAAAUGGGUAUAGAAUAUUCUGUUGUCCCCCCAAAACAUUCAACAUUUUAAAAGCCAGCUUUUUCUUAAGGCAUUUAUGCAAAAAGUAAAAUGUACAGAUUUAGCAAUAUAUAUCUUGAACACAUAAACUUAUUUCAAACUUUGUGUCCCUAGCUGUCCUCAGUUUUGUAGGAAGGAUCAAAGAAAAUUUUAAUAAUGAAAAGGAAUUCGUAUCUAAUCUACAAGGGAAAAUAAUAAUUUGAAGACCAAAGCCUUCAUUCACUUAAACGUGCCCGAAAUAUAAAAUGGAACACUUUUGCAUCUACCUCUCACUGACAGACUUUUCUCCUAUUUUAAAAGAAAAAUUAAAAUACAAUACAUACAAUACUUAGUUUAAGGGAAGGGGAGAUGCCAAGAAACAGCAACUUAGAGAAAGGAAACUGCCCAUGAGAAUUCCUUGGAGACGAAAGAGUGUCAGCCCUACGCAGGGUUUAGCAGUGUCUCUCUAGGGUGACGAUAAUAUCUUGCUUUGCUAGGACAGUGCUGGCUUACGUCAUGCCACCACAAAUGUUAGCAAUUGAUUUCUCUUACUCUCAAACGUGUCACAGUAUAGACAAUAGAUUAGAUAAUGCUCUUCUCUCAUUACCUUUUUUUUUUUUUUUUUGCAGUUUUUUGGCCGGGGCCGGGUUUGAACCCGCCACCUCCAGUACAUGGGACCGGUGCCCUACUCCUUUGAGCCACAGGCGCCGCCUCAUUAUCAUUUUUUUUGUCAAUCUUAUAGAAAAUUAAACAGAAGGGCUCUGACUUAGGCAGGAGCAUAGAGAAUGGAGAGAGAUGACUCACCUUCACCAAAGUGACUCUCAGUCUAGCUGUCCCCCUACCAUUUCUGGUCCUAGAUUUGCUCUCACUACCCCUAGGCUGUGGGUCCUGAGUUCCGCCUUCAGUUGGCAGAGCUAGCAGCCACAAGGCCAGAUCAGGCAGGGGAUGAGACAAAAAGGAAAGGAAAGAAAAAGAAAAGUAAAGAA